Molecule: messenger RNA, 1419 nt
Organism: Phragmites australis (common reed)
Lineage: Eukaryota; Viridiplantae; Streptophyta; Magnoliopsida; Poales; Poaceae
Product: peroxidase A2-like
Exons: 3
Coding region: 78-1208 (376 amino acids)
Biological process (GO): response to oxidative stress; hydrogen peroxide catabolic process
Molecular function (GO): heme binding; peroxidase activity
Source: RefSeq, a predicted model, not a curated record
CUCGCUCGUGCCUGCCUCGCCGUGCUCAGACGUGUGGAUCAGUUGAUAGCUACUUGAGGUUGAAAUACAUAGAGAGGAUGGCUUCCUCAAGUCCUCGUGCUUCCGCCGCCGCCGUCGCCGGCGUGCUGGUGGUGGCCGCGCUGUGCCUCCACGGCGCCGUGGCGCAGCUGUGCGAGGACUACUACGACUGCACGUGCCCUGACGCCUACAACAUCGUGAAGCGGGUCCUCAUCGACGCGCACAAGUCGGACAUUCGCAUCUACGCCAGCCUCACCCGCCUCCAUUUCCACGACUGCUUUGUCCAGGGCUGCGACGGGUCGCUGCUGCUGGACGGCGUGCCGGGGGUGAUCAACUCGGAGAAGGGCGCGCCGCCCAACAACAAUUCGGCGCGGGGGUUCCCGGUGGUGGACGCCGUCAAGACGGCGCUGGAGCAGGCCUGCCCCGGUGUCGUCUCCUGCGCCGACAUCCUCGCCCUCGCCGCAGAGAUCUCCGUCGAGCUGUCCGGAGGGCCUAGGUGGGGUGUGCUGCUGGGGAGACUGGACAGCAAGACUGCCGACUUCAACGGCGCCAGCAACCUGCCGUCACCCUUCGACAACCUCACCGUGCUCGAGGGCAAGUUCAAGGCUGUCGGCCUCAACAACGUCGACCUCGUCGCCCUCUCUGGUGCGCGCGCGCGUAUAUAUAUACCAUCCUGUACAUAUCGAUGCAUAUAUGAUCUCCACGUACGGCUUCUUUUACUAACUGUACGUACGUUGGUACAUCUGAAAUAUGUGUGCACAGGGGCCCAUACGUUUGGCCGUGUACAAUGCCAAUUCGUCACGGGCCGGCUCUACAACUUUAGCGGGACGAACCGGCCUGACCCGACCCUAGACUCGGCUUACCGGGCUUUCCUAUCGCAAAGGUGCCCCAUAAACGGCAACGGUUCUGCUCUGAACGACCUCGAUCCAACGACACCAAACACCUUCGACAAGAACUACUAUACAAAUCUUGAGGCGAACCGGGGGUUCCUCAACUCCGACCAGGAGCUCAAGUCGUCGCCCCAAGCGCAGGGCGUCACGGCACCCAUCGUCGACCGGUUUGCGAGCAGCCAGGAUGCCUUCUUCAGCAACUUUGCACAGUCCAUGAUCAACAUGGGGAACAUUAAGCCGUUGACAGACCCCUCCAAAGGACAAAUCCGGACCAACUGCAGAAAGGUCAAUGCAAGCUAGGUAGGAAUUGAAGGAGAAAUAUAAUUAAUUACGUGGCUGUGUUUAAUACGAAUUAAGCAGCCUGGCUUCUCUAAUGUGCAGCUUGAUCAUUAUUUCUUAUUGCUGUCCAGUUUAGUCGUAAUUGUUCGAUCAAUCCAUCUCAUAUUCCAUGUUGUUCUUCAAUGUGAGACCAUGAAUUGUUGCCGCAAGAAAAUAAACCGUUGCAAUAUCA